Molecule: messenger RNA, 7450 nt
Organism: Seriola dumerili (greater amberjack)
Lineage: Eukaryota; Metazoa; Chordata; Actinopteri; Carangiformes; Carangidae
Gene: mdc1
Product: mediator of DNA damage checkpoint 1
Exons: 12
Coding region: 1-6264 (2087 amino acids)
Biological process (GO): positive regulation of transcription initiation by RNA polymerase II
Cellular component (GO): nucleus
Molecular function (GO): protein binding
Source: RefSeq, a predicted model, not a curated record
AUGGAGGCUACUCAGCUAAUCAGUGACUCAAUCUUGGAGACAGAUGAAGAAAAUGAAGAGGAGGAGGAAAAUAAGAGGGAGCAGCCAUUAGCUAAACUGUGCAUCUUAAAAAAUGCACACAUCCCUGAGGCAGAUUUGCCCCUGUUUUUGGGAGACAAUGUGCUGGGCCGUGACCCCAACACCUGCACCCUGCCCUUGUUAGCACCUUCAGUAUCCAAGCAGCAUGCCACCAUCUGCCUCUCUGUCUACCAUAGAAGAGGUUGUCACAGUGAAGUGGAUAUAGAGGCUUUGGUUUGGGACCUUGGAAGCAUGAAUGGAACCCGCAAAGGCCGCUUAAAGCUGACUCCUAAUGUGCGCUACGCACUCAGUGAUGGUGACAGUUUGGUGGUGGCGGACAUCCCAUGUCAGUAUGUCAGCUGUGCUGUAGACUCUUCUCAACUGGGCCCGAGGACUCCUGUGAGCAGAAAUUCAGGAGUAAAAUCCAGGUUGCCAGAUGCCUUGGGUGAGAAGCGAGGUGACAAAAGUACAGACAGCAGGAAAUGUGUCAACAGCGGCACAAAAGCUGGGGUGUCAUCACUGAAGACUCCUGUCAGAGCCAGUUGCCUGUCCUUUGAAAAAACUCCAACCCAGCCACAGGGCACCCUAGUCCCAGAAUCUGAUUCAGACUCAGAUGGAGAAAGAGGGGGAGGAGGAGACAGAAGGCGCAAUGCUCUAGUGUCUGAUUCUGACUCUCAUAAAUCUAGUCCCACUUGCUCUACAUUCUUGAGUCCCACAAACAAAAUCGUCCCUGAAAGUGAGGAUGAAAGUCCCAUCACACCAUCCUCCUCCACUAAAAAUAGACCUCACAGACAUGUCAGCUUUAGCAAGGAGGAGACAGAAGUAGAUGUGGGGGGACAGCUGCUGGAGGAAAAAAAGGCACUUGCAAUUGUGCAUGACAGUGAAGAGGAGGGAGGAAGGGAGGAAGAAAGAGCAGCACCAGAAGGAAAGUCUGAGAAAAGUGGACCACACCUGCCAGUGAAACAGGAAAGCAGUGCCAGUCUCACAGGAGAAGAUGAAUUGCCUGUGUCUACAGCAGCAGUCUCCACAGAUUCCAUCCCUGCAUUUAACAUGGACAGUGACACUGAUAUGGAGGGAGAGGAGGAAGGGGUGGCAUCUGUGGGUUCUGUAACCUUGAACACAAACCAAGUCAAUCAGCCACCAAACACAGCCCAGUUUCACAUGGACAGUGAUACAGAUGUCGACGAGGAUGAAGAUACCAUAGAUAAAGCUCCUAAAACUGUGCCCUCCUCUGAUGACAAAACCAAACCUCGUCAUGUUAAUUCAUUUAUUCAGCCUGAGGGAGUCACUGUGGACAGUGACACUGAUGUGGAUGACGAUGCUGGUGUGUCAGAUGCUGCCACAGAAGCAAAACCCAUGUCAUUUCAGAGAGCAAACACAGCUGACACUGCUUCUUUAAUGCAGCCGAAAGAUAUUAACUUAGACAGUGACACAGAUGUUGAUGAGGAAGAAGACAGGGAAAAUGGAACGAAUAAACCAAUCUCUAAGAUAGAAGAAACUCCCACUAGAUUAGAUAUAAAGCCAACAGGGCCCGAAUCUUCCCCCGCUGCUCCUCAUAGCCUACAUCUAGACAGUGACACAGAUGAGGAGGCAAUCCCUGUCCCUGCCCUCAGUGAACCCGUGGUGGUGUCUGCUGCAACAGAAUCAUGCACCACUGCAGAUGGAGGUGCUGAUAUUCUGUCUGACAGUGACACAGAUGUGGAUGACAAUUCACCUCUAGUUAUACCUGUUGUGAUCACAACCUUGUCGGUCGCUCCCGGUACCAUAUCAGAAGCCCUUGAGUCAGAUUCUAAUGCAAACACAGAUGUGGUUGGAUCCAGCACGCCCCCUGCUGGGCAUACUGCCAAUCCACAGGACCUUAGAGUGGACAGUGAUAAAGAUGUGGAGGACCAGGAGGCAGACGGGGGCCAGAUCCCCAGCCUAUGCAGAGAGAAAACACCUGGGUUGCUGGUUCCUCUUCUGCAGAACUGCUCUACCCCGGUACACUUAUCAGAAGGAGAAGUGGAAGUUAUGGAGACUCAGGCUUUCUUGAGUCCCUCUUCAGUUCCGUUUAGAGGUGCAGUAGCCCCUGUUGCAGGACCUGUAGGAUUGUCCUCCUGCUCGGACAGCCAGGAAGAUGAAGACUUUCUUGUGGCCGAGACGCAGUCCUUCAUUCUUCAGACCCGAGAUUGCCAGAGCAACCCUCCAGAAGACCAUACCAUGGACCCCACCCAAGCUUUUGGCCUUGAACCUUCUUAUGAAAAUGAUGAACAAUCCAGCAGAGAAGGGUCUUUUCAGCUGGGGUUGUCUGACAGCAGCCACCUGCAGUGUCAGGCCCAAGCUGUGGCCAUGGAGAGCACCCAGGCGUUUGUCUCUGUGGAUCGGAGUGUGAAUAUGGAAGACACCCAAGCAUAUGCAGCCAUCUCAACUGCAGUCAGAACCUCUGCAGAGAAUGAUCUAAAUCUGGAGGCCACACAGCCCUAUGGAAAGAAUGAGGUGCCUGCCAGAUGUUCAGUAAUGUCUGACAAAGAAGGUCAGGUUGAUUUGGCUCUAGAAGCAACACAGGUAUAUACCUCAGAAUGCCACAGUGAUUCAGAGAAUGAAAUAGAUGACGAUGAGAGAAAAAACAUAACUGCUACCGCUGAGACUCAGCCUUUCGGAUUUCCCACCUCCUGUACACCUCCUGUACUUCAUGAGGAGGCGGCUCAACCUCAGCAGAGACCCCGUGGUGAACUUUUAUGUACAGCAGAAACUCAGCCCAUGAGUGCAUGUGACGAAGAGGAAAGUGAUGAUGAAGACUCGAUUCAAAGUCCAGGAACAAGAACAGCAAAGCCACUGCAGCUGGAAGAGCAGACACAGCCCCUCAUUAGUUCUGAUUUAUCAAUUGUUGAAACCCAACACAUGCACAUUGGUUUUGCUGAAACUCAGCCCAUGGCUACAAGUGAAAAUGAGGACACUGAUGAUGGGGACUCAAUUCCAAUUUUUCGAGGAAGAAGAGCAAAGCCACGGCAGCUUGAAGAGGAGGCACAGCCUCUCUCUGGUUCUGAAAUCUCUGUUACGGAAACCCAGCCCAUGCACAUUGGUGGUGCUGAGACUCAGCCCAUGGGUGCAUGUGAAGGUGAGCAAAGUGACGAAGAGGACUCAAUUCUAGUGCCACGAAAAAGAAAAGCAAGGGCGCUGCAACUUGAAGAAGAGCAGACACAACCACUCACAAUUUCUGAGGUCUCUACUGUUGAAACCCAGCCCUUGGAAACACAAACUGGUGUACAACCUCAGAGACGAAGGGGGAGACAAUCUGAAGCUGGAACCAGUGGAGUCAAUGUUAGAAAUAAAAGGGGGACAAUGGCAGGAUUAAGAGAGGAGGAGGAGCAGGCAGUGUGUUCUGAACCUCCAAAGAGACGGACAAGAGGGAAGAAUAAAGCUUUGACAACUACUAGAGGAAAGAGAGGAAAAUCCAACCUUGAUGAGGACGAGAGUGAGGAAGAGGAGGAGGGAGAGCAGGCUAGGAGGGCUCGAGGGAAAAAAUCCAUGAGGCAGCAGAAACAUUUUGAGGAAGAGGGAGAACAGUGUGAAACGGAAGGAAGUGAACGUGCUGAAAAUAGCAGCCCAAAUAAGGAGAAACAAGAAGAGGGAUCUGGAGAAGACGGAGAUGUUGCAAACCUCACACAUCACAAGAGUGAAAAAAUGGAAAGAAAGGAAAAGGAAGAACAAGAUAGAUUGCUGGCUGAAAAUACAGCAAGGAUAAGACUUGAACAGGAGAGAGCAGAGAAAGAGAGAAAGGAACAAGAAGAAAAGGAAAGAUAUGGUCGGUUACAGAAAGAAAAAGAAAAAAAAUUGGAGAAGGAAAGAAAGGAGUGUGAAGAAAUUGAGAGAUUGGAACAUGAAAAGGAAAGAAAGGAACAGGAAGAAAAGGAAAGACUGGAGAAAGUAAAGAAGGAACUAGAAGAGAGACUUGAGAGGGAGAGGAAGGAACAAGAACACCAAGCAAGACUGGAGAGGGAAGCAAAGGAAAAGGAAGAAAGAGAAAGACUGGAGAGGGAAGCAAAAGAAGAAAGAGAAAGACUGGAGAGGGAAGCAAAAGAAAAGGAAGAAAGAGAAAGACUGGAGAGGGAAGCAAAAGAAGAAAGAGAAAGACUGGAGAGGGAAGCAAAAGAAAAGGAAGAAAGAGAAAGACUAGAGAUGGAAGCAAAAGAAAGGCUGGAGAAAGAAAAAGAGACUAAAGAAAAACAAAUAAAAGAGCAACAAGGAAACAAGGAUGAAGUAAACAGUAGAGUGCCCACAAGAGGCCGGAGAGCAGCUACAAGAACAAUGGCUGCCCGGUCUACAACAGAGCCAGAACAAGACUCAACCAUAUUAACCAAUGAUGAUGUCCCAGCAAGGAGAACCAGAUCUCGCUCCAACUCUUCCAACUCGGUCAGCUCCGAGAGAUCUGCUGCGAGCGUAAACACCCAGGAGGGCAGGGGGAGAGGUCGAGGCAGAGGAAAGAAAAGGACCAGUGAACCACCCCAGGUAACCAUCGCCAGAGGCAACAGUAGGAGGAGGACGGUGGCUGCAGGGACAACAGAGCAGGGCAAUAAUGAUGCUUUUCCUCAGGGAGUCCUUUCAAGGUCUAACUCCACCAAUUCUCUCAACUCUGAUAUUUCUAGCUACAGUGUGACCUCCCAAAACAGAGGGAGAGGAAGCAGGCAGCAAGAAAGACAGAGGAAAACAGAGCCUGGGCCGGACUCCAUCCCUCCUGUCAAUAGUCAGAGUGAUCAGAAUUCAGCUCUCAAACCUGCAGCCAGAGGCAGGAAGAGCAGGAAAACUGAGGGAUCCUCUAAUGUGGCUCCUCAGGAAAAUGAUCAAGAGAAGGCAGACUCUCAGCAGGCCAGUACCACAAGGGGGCAGCGUCGAGCCAAUGCAAAUGUCUCUGAUUCCACUGCUGCAGAUGAGGAAGAUCAGCCAAAUCAGAAGGAAGGUGUUGGCAGCGAGGAAUCACCUCUGCCUAAAAGGAAUGCCAGGGGCAGAGGCCAAAAAGCAGUAAAGAGUGAAACUGCAGAGGCACCAGUUGCUCCUGCAGUCGGUAAUGUGGGAGAGACUAAAGACAAAAGAAAAGGAAGGAAAAGAGAGUUGCAGGAAAAUACCGAGGGGGAUUCUAGCAGUAGCUCCAAAAUCUCAAAGGGGAAGGAGAAAUACCAGACAACAGAGGCAACAGAGGAAGAAGGGAAAGAUGAAUCAAAAGAAGAAAACCCUGUCCAAGCCAAAAGGAGAGGUAGAGCAUCCACUGCUCAAGCCAAGAAGAAUGCAAAAGAAUCUCCUCUUGGAGUGGAGGUGAAAGAAGAGAGUGAGGAAAUGGAGAAGGAUAUUGUUGAGAAGAGAGGCAGAGGUCGACCAUCUGCAGCCCAGAAAAAAAAGAAAGAGGAGCAUGACGAAAGUGGAACAUCUGUCAGCUCCAUGACACGGGAUGCAAAAGUGGAGGCCCCAGAGCCCCAGACUCCAACCACCAGUGCAUCCCGGAAGCGACAGGCUCCUGUGAACUCCUCUCCUGUGGCAAAGACUCCUCGCUCCUCCACUGCUUCGCCUGCAGCUAGUGGUCGACAGCAAGCUGCGAGCCAGGCCUACAAGGUGCUGUUCACAGGCGUGGUGGAUGAAACCGGGGAGAGAGUGCUUGCUCGUUUACGAGGCAGCAUUGCUAAAGGUGUAGCAGACAUGAACUGCCUGGUGACUGAUAAAGUGCGCAGGACUGUCAAGUUCCUGUGUGCGGUGGCCAAAGGAAUCCCCAUUGUCACCACACACUGGCUGGAAAAGAGUGGCAAAGCUGGGAGCUUCCUGUCUCCUAAUGCUUAUGUUGUGAAGGAUCCAGAGCAAGAGAAGAAGUUCGGUUUCCGCCUGCAGGAGUCUCUAAGGAUUGCCAGCAGUCAGCCUCUCUUGCAGGGAUAUGAGAUCCAUGUUACGAAGUCAGUGAAACCAGAGCCAGUUCAAAUGAAAGACAUAAUCUCCUGCAGUGGAGCUACCUUUCUACCUAAGAUGCCCUCUUCUCCCAAGCCUCAGACUGUAGUGAUUUCCUGCGAGGAGGACUGGUCGCUGUGUGGCCCCGCUGUCGCUGCAUCUCUCCCAGUCGUCACUGCUGAGUUCAUUCUCACAGGAAUCCUUCAGCAGAAAGUUGACUUUCAAAGCCACACUCUCCCUGCCCCUGUAACUAAUCUACAGCUCACAGGAGGCAAAGGGAGGGGCAGGAAGAAGACAUAGCAUCAACAGGGUAUACUUUAAAUAUACACGCAGUGAUGCAGUUAUAGGAAAUAUGCACUAGUGUGUACACAUUUAUAAUUUGUAGGAUCAAAUCAGAGACUGAUAGACUUACUAGUGAGUCAGCUGUUUGUUUGUAUAAAAGACUUGAAGAAUGUAUUUGCCAAAUGCAGCAAAAGUUGCGUAUUCAAUUAAAUGUAGAGACAUUUUGUACAUGUAUUGUCAGCAUUGGAAGCAUGCGUUAGCCAUCAAAUGUUCAAAGAAACUUAUUUUGUAUGUACAACUUCCUGAUUUGCAAGAGAGUAAUGUAAGAAACAAAAUUUAGGAAGCUUACCAAAGGGAGACAUGUCUCUAAUUUUUAUGUUUCAAAAAUGGACUCUUUUCUUACAGUCUUACCUUUUGCCUUGUACAUGUGGGAAAGAUGUAUUUUUUAGAAUUACGAAAGCUAAAGACGAUGUGGCUGCUACGCAGGGUGUUUAAAUAAUUACCCAUUAACUGUCCUUGUCACUCUCCCCUCUCCUCCUCCUGUGUGCUCCACCCCUCCCUUUACACAACAACAACAACCAGAGAAGGAAUUAACACUCCUAAACUGCUGCCUCUCUGUUUGCUAAGUGCUUAAACUCAAUCAGCAUUUUUGGCAGCUAACCAACCAUGAAGAGGGAGUUUUGUAAAUCAUGUUUGGUCGGUGGAACCUUGGAACCCACAGGGUCUGUUUAGAAAUCCAUCAUGUACGCUGGCCAGUAGAUAGAAAAAAAAAAAGCUUGUUUCCUUUCCUGAUAAGAAGUGCUUAGUGCCUUUUUAUACCAAGGUAAUCAUGAACCUACCAGUGUAUCUGUUGUUUCUCUGUCUCCAUUAACAACCACCACCUACUCCAUUAGGGCUUCAUCCAAUCCUAUUACGUUCAGGGAUGAGACACAAUACAGGCACCUGAAUGCUGAUGCUGCUACUACAUCAAUAUCUUAUGAUGUUUCUCCUUGCCUGUCUCUUCACUUCUUAGCAUACAGCCUUGAAGGUAUGUUGUUAUUGUAUGGUUUAAAAAAAAAAAAACAAGAUACAGAACUGACAUUUGAGUUUUCUUCAUGCUGUGUCAGUGGUGUUUUAAAGACAGACUCAUUAGCUUGUAAUUUGUAGAACUGUUAACUAGUUAAUAUCUUAACAUCAAGUUUGUAUUUGCACCAAAUCAUGAAAU